GUGUCUGUGUAGACCUUUCUGUAGAUCAGAAAAGCAGAUUAUAUCCGAGAAAGAAACACCCUCGUCGCAAUCAUGGGCGUUGAUCUGACCGGUAUCUCGAAGAAGAGCCGUGUGAUUCGUCACCACACGUACUCGUCGAACCCCUACAUCAAGCUUCUGAUCAAGCUGUACAAGUUCCUCGCGAAGCGCACGAACUCGGGAUUCAACAAGGUCGUGUACCAGCGCCUGAUCAAGAGCCGCAGCAACCGCGCUCCCAUCUCGCUGAGCCGCAUCGCCGUCGUCAUGAAGCGCAAGGCCGUCUUCACGGAGAAGAGCAAGAAGGCCCCGAUCGCUGUGGUGGUCGGUGACGUGCUGGAUGAUGUGCGCAUGGCCCGCAUCCCGGCCCUGCGCGUGUGCGCGCUGCGCUUCUCCAAGGCUGCUCGCCAGAGCAUCGUGGCCGCCGGCGGCGAGUGCCUGACUUUCGAUCAGCUCGCCAUGAUCGCCCCGACGGGCAAGAACACCUACCUGAUGCGCGGACGCAAGUCGGGCCGCGAGUCCGUCAAGCACUUCGGUGCGUCGGGUGUGCCCGGCUGCCACGCCAAGCCGCACGCGACCAACCGCGGCAAGGAGACGAAGCGCGGUCGCCGUCCGGGUCACUCGUACAAGCGCAAGGCCUUCCGCCACGUCUAA
Molecule: messenger RNA, 669 nt
Organism: Leptomonas pyrrhocoris
Lineage: Eukaryota; Euglenozoa; Kinetoplastea; Trypanosomatida; Trypanosomatidae
Product: putative 60S ribosomal protein L18
Exons: 1
Coding region: 73-669 (198 amino acids)
Biological process (GO): translation
Cellular component (GO): ribosome; cytosolic large ribosomal subunit
Molecular function (GO): RNA binding; structural constituent of ribosome
Source: RefSeq, a predicted model, not a curated record